AUUCGCCACCACUGUAGAGAGCAUGUAAGCUCUCAAUUUUAUUUCACUGCAGUUUCUAAACAAUUUUUGACACCGAAAAUUUUAGUCUAUAACUGACGGAGUAGGUGUACGGGCGUAUUGUGUGCAAAAUUUUUUACAAAUAUGGAAAGUGAAAUUCACUUUAAAUUACCACAAGGCGAAAUUCGCGGAGCGAGAAGAAGAAGUAUCUAUGGUGACGACUAUUUCAGCUUUGAAGGAAUUCCAUAUGGUAGACCACCUCUAGGUGAUUUGCGUUUCAAAGCACCCCAACCCGCUGAGCCGUGGUCUGGAGAAUUAGAUUGCACCAAGUGUGCAAGUAAACCGGUUCAAAAAAAUAUUAUGACCGGUCAAUUGGAGGGCACAGAAGAUUGUUUAUAUUUAAACGUCUAUGUGAGAAAGUUGAAAUAUAUUAACCGCCUACCAGUCAUGGUUUAUAUAUAUGGUGGUGGAUUCUAUAUGGGAGAAGCGACACAAGACCUCUAUAGUCCCGAUUACUUUAUGCGGGAAGACGUAAUACUUGUCACUCUUAACUAUCGUUUAUGUGCUUUAGGUUUUCUGAGUCUUCAGGAUCCUUCUCUCGAAGUACCAGGCAAUGCUGCAUUAAAAGAUCAGGUACUAUCUACUAAAGGAUAA
Molecule: messenger RNA, 651 nt
Organism: Teleopsis dalmanni
Lineage: Eukaryota; Metazoa; Arthropoda; Insecta; Diptera; Diopsidae
Product: esterase B1-like
Exons: 5
Coding region: 142-651 (169 amino acids)
Source: RefSeq, a predicted model, not a curated record